UGUGGACCAAAUGGAGCUAUACGAUCCUUCCUGGAAGGCAAAUCUGAUGUUGACUAAAAGCUCUUCAUUUGUUCAUAAAUUUCUUGCAUCAGACUUGUUUACCCAAAUAUUCAUCUCUUGUAUUUUGCUUUCUCUACCUUCUCCAAACUCAGCUGCACAAGAUCCUUCUGUUAUCACUGAUCAUGGCUUCUACUUCUUCCACUCCUCCCAAUCAGGGGAAGAAAUGGGAUGUUUUUAUUAGUUUUAGAGGCGACGAUACGCGUUAUGGUAUUCUCUCCCAUCUCUCUAGAGCCUUGAAGGACAAACAAAUCAAGACUUUUACGGAUGAAGAGCUCCAUAAAGGAGAAGAGAUCUCACCAGAGCUCUUGAAAAUAAUCCGGGAAUCAAGUGUCUCAAUAGUCAUUUUCUCUGAAAAUUAUGCAGAUUCUCCAUGGUGUUUGGAUGAGCUUGUUGAGAUACUUAAAUGCAAGGAAGAAUCAGCACAAAUAGUUCUACCGGUUUUUUACAAAGUAGAUCCAACUGACGUUCAAAAGCUUUCAGGGAAUUUCGGGAAGGCAUUUGCUAUUGCUAUGCAUGGGGAAAAAGGCAGUUCACAAAAGGUGGACAAGUGGAAGCGUGCUUUGAUGGAAGUAAGCAACUUAUCAGGAUGGGAUUCACAGAAAAUCAAAUAUGAGGCCAAAUUGGUUGAGGGAAUUGUCAAUGAUGUUCUGAAAAAAUUUAGUGAUAUGUCUAAAGGUGAUGAUUCUUAUGAUCGCAACUUGAUUGGAAUUAAACUGCGUGUGGAAGAAGUGGAACGGUUGUUAAAUGAGAAGCAGAUUGUAGGAAUUUGGGGGAUGGGAGGCAUUGGUAAAACAACUAUUGCACAAGAAGUAUUUCAUCGAAACAAGAAUAAAUUUGAUGGUCAUUGUUUCGUUGAAAAUGAUCGAAACCAUUUAAAAGAUUUAGCAGGAGAUUGUGAUUUGUAUGGUGAGGGAAGUAGAAUCAUCAUAACUAGUAGAGAUUCACUUGGUUUAUCAGAGGAAGACAGAUAUGAGGUUGAGAAGUUAAGUGAUUCUCAAGGUCUGGAACUCUUUAGCUUGCAUGCCUUCGAGCAAAAUCUUUCCAAGGAAGAAUAUAAGGAGCUAUCAAACAAGGCAAUAAACUAUCUGGAGGCAAUCCAUUAG
Hevea brasiliensis (rubber tree) is the source of this 1163-nucleotide messenger RNA. Its product is annotated as disease resistance protein Roq1-like. Gene Ontology annotation, molecular function: ADP binding. Bases 183 to 1163 code for a protein of 326 amino acids. Lineage: Eukaryota; Viridiplantae; Streptophyta; Magnoliopsida; Malpighiales; Euphorbiaceae. Gene Ontology annotation, biological process: signal transduction; defense response. The record is from RefSeq and is a predicted model, not a curated record. The transcript is spliced from 3 exons.